UCACUAACAAAAUGAAGGUCUCUUAAUUAAACAGCAUGAGCUCCACCUUUGAAUUUACUAUAUGAGUAAUUGUUAAACACGACCGAAUUUAUCAAUAUGAUAAUUUCGCGGCACCUAACCUCUAACACUGUAUUGGGUUGUAGUAAAGUUGUAGACAAUAAUCUCUGCGAUCGCCUUUUGAACGAUGUUUAUUUACGUUUUGUUAGAGCAUGCGCAUAGGAGCUAAUAUGGCGUGCGAAGGAAAACAGUGUUUUACCUAAAUCUAUUAUUUUGUAAUUUUCCAUAUUUUGAUAAUUAAAGUGAGUUGAAACUUGUUUUUCGCCUCAUUUACUGGCAAUCCCAGUACAGUAAAACACUAACGUUCGCUGUGGCAUUCCAGAAUUGUGAAGAAGCCAGGGCCUUUUUUAACAUACAAGCUGGGGGGGGGGGCAUUUGCCCCCCCCCAGUCUCCCCUUGUGCCCCCCCACGGAAUCACAUUUUGCCCCCCCCCCAGGAAAAGUCCCUUUUUCCUAAAAUUAUACAAACAAUCCAGCGAAGAUUAACAAAUAGAUGAACGGAAAGUAAGUUUUAGGCUUUAUCCUCUGUCCUUGUUUAACGAAAUCGAUUUAAAUUGUUACUUUUUUACCACUAAGCCAUGAUAAAUUAUUGUUAAUAUUUUUUUUAUUUUUUGGAUGCUCAGAAUGCAGGAAAUAGCAUUUCACGGUUUCCAAUUUCAAAAAUUUUCUUGGGAUUAUCCCUCUAAUAAGUAAUGAUAAAUUACAGUUAAUAGUCUUUUUUACUUUUUGUGCAUUUUUCCAUCUUUUAUUUCAAAUACAACUAUAGUUAGCAUAAAUUUUAGAGCAAAUUUGGAUGCUCAGAAUGCAGGAAAUGGCAUUUCCGUGGUUCAAAUUUCAAACAUUUUACUUUUUGUGCGUUUCUUCCUUUAUUUAUUUUAAAUACAAGUAUAGUUAGGAUAAAUUUUGGAGCAAAUUUGGAUGCUCAGAAUGCAGGAAAUGACAUUUCUGGGGUUCAAAUUUCAAAAAUUUUCUGGGGGAAUACACCCCCAGACCCCCCCCCCCCAUUCAUGCGUGGUAUAUUUGCCACACACGUGGCUUUCAGCCAUUGCUACCCCCUUCUAAUAUGUUAUCUCACAGAAAGGUCCCUUUUCAAAAAAUGCCCCCCCCCCCACGGGAAAAUCCUUAAAAAAGGCCCUGGAAGAAGCCUAAAUACAAAGGAGUUUUGCAGCCCAAAACUUGUGUAUUGCUUGAAGACAAAUCCAGGAAUCAGCCAUGAAUGUUGAAGAUAAAAAACAAGAAAGAAGCAAGGCUAAAAUGGCGGUCACUGUCGCUGCGAGGCGUCUGAUCGGAGCCUACAACAGAGAUUGUGAAUAUGGUAUUUUAAAGGAUUCAAUGUUCGAACUUGAAAAGGUAUUUGAUGAUUUUUGCGUUAUAAAUGAGGAAUACGAACUCAUUGUAUCUGACGAAAAAUACGCUGAACACCGUGUAGUUAAUGGUGAAGACAUUAUGACUUACAGAGACAAUGUAAAAAGGUGCUAUCGAGAAGCUAGGAGUGUAUUUGUUAGUGUAAAGACAACAAUCGAACAAAAAGCUAGACAACAAAGUGCUGGGCCUGUCAAAGUUGCCCUAAAGAAUGACAUUUGUAGAAUUCAUGAACUAAUCACAGUCGUUGAUGAGAGUUUUAAACUGGAAAAUGUGAAUAUGGCAGCUUUACAACUAGAUAAGAGUGAUCUACAGUCAAUUUUGAACAUAAUAUGUGAUAACAUGGCAAAACUUGGCUCGAUUGAAACACAAGAGCAAGUUAACCUAAUCCAAGAAGAAGUCGAUGCUAUUAUCAGAGCAGUUUACAAUUGCAUCAGAAAGAUAAACUUGUUUUUGCAUGAGCAACAAGCAUUUGUUAAAUCAUUACACAUUGAAAAUGCCACUCUCCCCUCUGAAACCAACACCCCCCCUGAGAACAUCAACACCGUAUUCCCCCCGGAGAUCAACACCAACAUCCCCCCUGAGGACACUGAGACCAUCAACACCAUGUCUCCCCCCGGAAAUCAACACCAACACCCCCCUGAGAACACUGAGACCAUCAACACCAUGUCUCCCCCCGGAAAUCAACACCAACACCCCCCUGAGACCAUCAACACCAUGACCCCCCCGGAUAUCAACACCCCCCCUGAGACCAUCAGCACCACUUCCCCCUCGGCAAUCAACAGCAAUAUCCCCCCUGAGCCCAUUUAUACUGCAACCCACCCUGAAAUUAUUGACACCCCUGCUAUCGAGACCAACACAAUUCCACCUUUGUUGCCAAUUAACGCUUCCCCCCUUAAUUACUCCAGUCCCUUUGGCACCCAAGUUACCACCAACAUUACAAAGGCCAACACCCCCCUACCAACCUUACCUGGGACCAGUACGGGUUUUUGCUUGAAUACAUCAGCUCAAACCUUCAUUCCCUCUACCACCUUUCAUUCGGAAAGCAGUUCCACAUCGGGACAAGCGCAUUUGUCUCAGCAAUGUCAGAAUCCUACAAAUUUAUCAACAGGUUUCCCUGCAUUUGCAAUGCCAAUGGGAUCAAAUCUGCCAAGAGUGGCAUCCAGCUAUUAUAGCAACCACAAUCAGUCCAGGAGCAAUUUGUCAACCAGUCCUAUGUAUACAACCCCAUCUGGACAUCAACCCACAGUCCCGUUGAUUAAUACAAGACCUUCCCACCAAGAUUCCACCAUUCGGCUAAAAAGGAUGGCCCUACCCACAUUCUCCGGACUUAGGAAAGACUGGCCAGAGUUCAAGGCAGUCUGGAAGUCGAUGGCUGAGUCUGCACGUUAUAAUAAAACUGCAUUAGCACACGAACUUAAGAACUCAGUUAAAGGAGAAGCCAAACACCGCAUCAAAUCUGUUUUUGUCACCAAGCCCGAAGCUUACGACAUCAUGUGGGAAAAGCUAGAGUGUCACUAUGGAGAUACCACUGCCAGUGUACAAGCUGCUUUGGAAGAUCUUCAAAGGCUAAAACCUGUAAAAGAAGAAGAUUAUAAAGCUCUGGUUGAAUUAGUUGAUGAAGUUGAAUCUGCCUACAGUCAAUUGGAAGAGCUCAACCAGCUAAACACUUUAACCAUGCGAGAUGUAGACAACCUAACUGAUUUGUUACCUACCCAUCUUAAAGUCGACUGGCGACGAAAGUAUCGUGAUUUAUCGUCUGCGGAGAAACUUCAACCAUUUACUCCGCUAAUGAAGUUUCUAGACAGAGAACGUUCAGUUGUGGCUCGUUUAGCAGAGAAUCAGCAUUCUAAGAAAAGAGGAAAUGACAAUGCAAGAGGGUACAGCAAAACCUAUCAUGUUGAAAGAGGUGCAAAACACGGACAAAGAACCUACUACAAGUGUGCCUUCCCCACCCACAGAAAAGACACCAUAAAUCACACCACCGAACAGUGA
Paramuricea clavata is the source of this 3413-nucleotide messenger RNA. The record is from the annotation of a GenBank genome assembly. Lineage: Eukaryota; Metazoa; Cnidaria; Anthozoa; Malacalcyonacea; Plexauridae.